GAGAUCAUGUUCAGCCUCGGUGCCGCCGCCACUCUCUCAUUCAACGCGCCGCAUACCACCAAACUCCACGCGGUCGACGUGUUCAAGGCCGCCGCCCCGGCCUUCACCGCCGCCGCCGUCCUCGCCGCCAACCCGAUGUCUGCGUUCGCCGGCGAUGUCGGCGCCGGCGAGCAGGUUUUCUCAGGCAACUGUGCGGCGUGCCACGCGGGCGGACAGAACGUCAUCAUGCCGGAGAAGACGCUGGAGAAGGAGGCGCUGGAGGAGUACCUGGACGGCGGCUUCAACGAGAAGUCCGUGAUGAAGCAGGUGACCAACGGCAAGAACGCGAUGCCCGCCUUCGGCGGCCGGCUCUCGGACGACGACAUCGCCAACGUCGCCGCCUACGUCAUCAAGACCUCCUCGGCCGGCUGGUAAAGCAGAGGAGGAGGAGGCCGUCUCCUCCCUCAUCCCUGCACCCUCCCCUUUGCAUGUCUAUGUCUCUGCGCGGUUACGUGUCGUGGCGGCGCGCCGGCGCAGGCGCACACCAUUUCACACGGCGGACUCGGGGUCGAGCGGUGCCCGGCGGGGACCCGAAAAGGGUUUGUGGCGGCACACACCACACGGCGACACGGAGAGCGCGUUCGUGGUUCGAGAGCGUGUCAUCGUGUGUGUGCUGUGUCCAUCGCGGCAUCGGUGAUCGGCUCACACAUUAGUGCUCACUCGCCGCGGUGUCUAUUCACCAUCGCGCGAUCCCGCCUCCUCCCCUUUGUUAAACAACAACACCUACGAAAAACUG
Molecule: messenger RNA, 775 nt
Organism: Emiliania huxleyi CCMP1516
Lineage: Eukaryota; Haptophyta; Isochrysidales; Noelaerhabdaceae
Exons: 3
Coding region: 7-414 (135 amino acids)
Molecular function (GO): heme binding; iron ion binding; electron transfer activity
Source: RefSeq, a predicted model, not a curated record